Messenger RNA from Chaetura pelagica (chimney swift), 2196 nucleotides. RefSeq names its product solute carrier organic anion transporter family, member 4A1 (gene SLCO4A1). Gene Ontology annotation, molecular function: protein binding. The record is from RefSeq and is a predicted model, not a curated record. Gene Ontology annotation, biological process: transmembrane transport; sodium-independent organic anion transport. The transcript is spliced from 11 exons. Lineage: Eukaryota; Metazoa; Chordata; Aves; Apodiformes; Apodidae. The coding region runs from base 1 to 2196 and encodes 731 amino acids. Gene Ontology annotation, cellular component: membrane.
AUGGCAAUGCCCCAGAAUUCAACUGGAGAAAAUGGCUUUUGUUUUGCUCAGACACUCGACUUCUCCCGCCCGUCUCCUUCUCCCAGCCACACCUUUGAGCCCCCGAGCAGGCAGGAGGUGUGUGGCACCCUGCUGAGGAAUGGCACCACGUCCUCCAGCGUGCCCAGCCCCUCCAGCUCCAGCGCUGAGCCCCUCUGCUCCACCAGCCCGGCAGAGGAGGACACCCAGUUCAGCCAAGGGAUUAAAUAUGUGUCGGCCGAAGGGGAGGACCUGGUGUGUGGCUGGGGGGGGUUCACCCCUGGGUGCUUACAGCUCUUUAACAAUUCUAAGGGCAUCUUGUUCUUCCUCUGCGUGGCCUCCUUCCUGCAAGGGAUGACGGUGAACGGCUUCAUCAACACGGUCAUCACCUCCAUCGAGCGGCGCUUCGACCUCCGCAGCUACCAGAGCGGGCUGAUCGCCAGCUCCUACGACAUCGCUGCCUGCAUCUGCCUGACCUUCGUUAGCUACUUUGGGGGCAACGGCCACAAGCCACGGUGGCUGGGUUGGGGUGUGCUGGUCAUGGGCUUGGGCUCCCUGCUCUUCGCCUUGCCCCACUUCACCACGGGACAGUACGAGGCUCGUUCAGCGGUGGAGGUCGGGGUCUGUGGGGGCAACCAGAGCCUGCCCUGUGCCCAGGCUGGCUCCAGCCUCUCUGGCUACAGGUUUGUCUUCAUGCUGGGGCAGCUCCUGCCUGGGAUGGGAGCCACACCGCUCUACACGCUCGGUGUCACCUAUUUAGAUGAAAAUGUCAAGACUAACUACUCCCCUGUGUACAUUGCUGUUUUCUACACUGCUGCAAUCCUUGGGCCUGCAGCGGGUUAUCUGGUAGGAGGAAUGUUUCUAAAUAUUUAUACUGAAAUUGGCAGAGAGGUUGACAUCACCCCGGAGAACACGCUGUGGGUGGGGGCCUGGUGGAUCGGCUUCCUUGGGGCUGGAGCAGCCUCCCUCCUCAUCUCCAUCCCCAUCCUGGGGUAUCCCCAGCGCCUCCCAGGAUCCCAGCGGUACAUCGUCAUGAGGGUCUCAGAGGCUCAUCAGAUAAAAGACGGGAGUCACAAAAAAGCAUCGGAUCCUGACUUUGGGAAAACAGUUAAAGACCUACCUCGAUCAGUACUGCUGCUUCUGAAGAACCCCACCUUCAUCUUCCUCUGCUUAGCGGGAGCAACUGAAGCCACCCUCAUUGCUGGGAUGUCCACAUUUGGGCCCAAGUUCCUGGAGUCUCAGUUCAGUUUAAGUGCCUCUGAGGCUGCUACCUUUUUUGGUUAUUUGGUCGUGCCAGCUGGAGGGGGAGGCACAUUCCUGGGAGGAUUCCUUGUGAAUAAAUUUAAACUCCGAUGUUCAGGAAUCAUCAAGUUGUGUUUACUUUGCACAGUGUCCAGCCUGCUGGCUAUAUUCAUUUUUUUUAUUCACUGCCCUAAUGUGCCGAUGGCAGGAGUGACCCAGAUGUAUGAGGGAAGUGCUUUGCCUGGUGGCCACCUAAACCUGACAGCAGCCUGCAACGCUGAGUGUGGCUGUCGCCAGGAGACCUACAGCCCUGUCUGUGGGAGAGAUGGCAUUAUGUAUUACUCCCCCUGCCAUGCUGGGUGCAAAAAAGUAUCUGAAAACCUCAAGAAUGGCAAGAAGGUCUAUCAUGAGUGUAGCUGUAUUGAGAAAACCUUCCUGCCUGGCCCCGGCAAUGCAGAGGCAGGGAAAUGCACCUCCUCAUGUGAGAAAAGGCCCCUGCUCCUGUUCUUCAUGUUUGUGGUGAUUCUCUUCACCUUCCUGAGCAGUAUUCCUGCCCUGACCGCCACUCUGCGGUGUGUCUCUGACAGGCAGAGGUCAUUUGCACUUGGGAUCCAGUGGAUCGUGGUACGAACACUAGGAGGCAUCCCUGGCCCCAUUGCCUUCGGGUCCAUGAUUGAUAAAUCCUGCCUGCUCUGGCAGGACCAGUGUGGUGAGCAAGGUUCAUGCUACGUCUACCAGAACUCAGCCAUGAGCCGCUAUACCCUCAUCGCUGGCCUGGUCUACAAGGUUCUUGGGACAACCUUCUUUGUAGUUGCCUGUUUACUCUACAAACCCCCACCAGCGGAGUCGGCUCCAGGCAGCUCAGAUGUGUCUGAAAAUGGCAACUGUGGCCUCCGGGAACACAAACCUUCACUGCCUGUUGAAGAGGAUGUAUAG